AUGUUAACGAAACAAUUGCAUCUGGCCGAAUCACAGAUGCGAAAGAUGCAAACCGUUUUGACAAAAGCCGAAGAGGGAUUGCGAACUAAAGAUCAAGAAAUCGGUCGCUUAAAACGGAAGAUCAAAAAUUGGGAAGCUAAAUACAAAAAUCAGGAACUCGUGCGGAAAAAAGAACAACGAACUCAGGCUAAUAAUUCCGAAUAUUUUUAUCAACGAUGUCUGACAUUAGAACACAAGAUCAUCGAAAUGGAGAAGUUUUUGUCUGAUUAUGGAUUGACGUGGGUGGGUGAUACGAACAACUCGAUGAAUAUAGACGGCGAUAGCAAUAAUUAUCUCGACGCCUGUUAUGAUCAGUUAGUUGCUAAUAUCGAUCAAUUAAACCUAGCCGCGGGAAAGGGCGAAGUUCACAUUCAUCAUAACGAAAAAGGAGGAGGAGCGACUUUUAAAGUAUAG
This is a messenger RNA of Camponotus floridanus (Florida carpenter ant), 453 nucleotides long. RefSeq names its product UBX domain-containing protein 11-like. The record is from RefSeq and is a predicted model, not a curated record. The transcript has 4 exons. NCBI's taxonomy places the organism in Eukaryota, Metazoa, Arthropoda, Insecta, Hymenoptera, Formicidae. Bases 1 to 453 code for a protein of 150 amino acids.